AUGGCGUCCUUUGUGGCACAGGUCGUCGUGGCCGCCACCGCAGAGACGCACUCACCCUCGGUCUCUCUUGCCCUUUCGGGAAUAUUUGGAAGCAUCAGUCUCGUCGCAUGGAUAUGUGUCAUUCUGCCCCAGCUCGUCACCAAUUUCAAGGCCCAGAAUGCCGAUGGUCUGAGCAUGGCCUUCCUGAUCGUCUGGCUCCUCGGUGAUGUGACGAAUCUUCUGGGCGCCUUCUUCACCCACCUCGCCCCGACCGCGAUCGCCCUCCCCUGCUACUUCUGUCUCGCCGACUUCGCCCUCAUCAGCCAGGUUAUCUACUACAACUCGCGCAACAAGGCCAAGGCCAUCGCCUCCGCCGCCUCCGCCGCCUCCGCCUCCGCCUCCGCCGCCGCCGGCAGCCAGAUAAUCGACGCGGGGGAGCUGUCCGAAGACUCGCCCCUGCUCCGGAGGCAGGAGAGCGGGCCACCCACGUCGAACAACGGCACCGUGGCUGCUGUCAGCGCAGGCGAUGCCGGAAAGGACCUCUUCCCCCCUGCUGGCGGGGCGGUCUCUCAGGGGCAGCAGCAGCCGCGGAAGAACAGCCUCUCCUCCAACGCCUUGUCCUUGCUUUCCGUGUACCUCGUCGGUGCGGCCGGCUGGUUCGUCUCGUACAAGGCCGGUGCGUGGGACUCGGCUGAUCCCGGCACGCCUGACGGGCCGGACGAGGCGGACAACCCUCUCGAGAUGGCCGGCCUCACUCUGGGCUACAUCAGUGCCGUGUGCUACCUCUGUGCUCGUGUCCCGCAGAUCAUCAAGAACCACCGCGAAAAGUCUUGCGAAGGCCUCGCUCUACUCUUCUUCAUGCUCUCCCUGACCGGAAACCUCACAUACGGAAUCAGUCUGCUGGCGUACUCCCAGGACAGGAAGUACCUCCUCAACGCCCUGCCUUUUCUGCUCGGAUCGAUCGGCACCAUCACCGAGGAUUGCAUCAUCUUUGUCCAGUUCCGACUCUACGGGGACAACGCCAGACCGCACAUUUCCAGCGCAUAG
This is a messenger RNA of Geosmithia morbida, 1026 nucleotides long. RefSeq names its product CTNS protein. Bases 1 to 1026 code for a protein of 341 amino acids. The transcript has 5 exons. NCBI's taxonomy places the organism in Eukaryota, Fungi, Ascomycota, Sordariomycetes, Hypocreales, Bionectriaceae. Gene Ontology annotation, cellular component: fungal-type vacuole membrane. Gene Ontology annotation, biological process: basic amino acid transmembrane export from vacuole. The record is from RefSeq and is a predicted model, not a curated record.